AUGGUAGCUGUGAAGGCGAUCAGUAGUCUAAUGAUGUCUCUUUUCAGUUCUCCGAAUCCUGGGAAGAAGGUGAAUUUAAAGAUCUUGGCCAAUCCCAGAGAUCUGACGCUCACAGAUCCACCAUUUCCUGUGCCUUCUUCGUCUUUUUCUGGACCGCAUGCACAGUUGUCCAAUUCCUGGAUCAAAACGGCGUUUAAGAAAAGCACACAGAAGAUUCCAAAUGCUUCACCUCCGGACGAUGCGCGCAACGUGUGGAAAACGACAGGGUACUUGUUGUAUGAGGUGACCAGAUACGAGUUCAUUCCCUCCAUAUCCAUUGAGGAGUCGGUCGACGACGACAUAUCCAUCGACAUGCUGGACGAAGCGGUAGCUGUCAUGUCCAUCAUCGAGGAACUGGAGGUGGCCGUCAUAUCCAUGGCCAUGCUUGAGGAACUAGAGCCGCCCAUAUCCAUCUUUGUUAGUUUAAGUGGAAAUUGUGCUCAAUUUUUUGGGCCCUGA
Ogataea philodendri is the source of this 498-nucleotide messenger RNA. RefSeq lists its product as uncharacterized. The record is from RefSeq and is a predicted model, not a curated record. The transcript has 2 exons. NCBI's taxonomy places the organism in Eukaryota, Fungi, Ascomycota, Pichiomycetes, Pichiales, Pichiaceae. Bases 1 to 498 code for a protein of 165 amino acids.